CAACAUUACAAAAUUUAGUUGUCAGUAAGCUAGCAUGCAUGCCCUAAGAAUCUUUCUUUUUUCCUGAAGUGCUUUCGCGAAGACGUGAGGUAGUUUGUCAUCAUUUAGUUCAAAAAGGAACCACAAAAUGUCAACUGCAACUAUCCGUACCCGUCGUUUCAUGACGAACCGUCUGCUGUGCCGCAAGCAAAUGAUCUGCGAUGUCCUGCAUCCAGGUCUAGCUUCGGUGCCCAAAAAGGAAAUUCGGGAUAAACUGGCUGCCAUGUACAAAACUACUCCAGAUGUAGUGUUCGUAUUCGGUUUCCGCACCAACUUUGGUGGUGGAAAGUCGACGGGAUUCGCGCUGAUCUACGACACAUUAGACUUCGCGAAAAAGUUUGAACCAAAACACCGCCUGGGUCGUCACGGACUAUAUGAAAAGAAGAAGAUGACCCGUAAACAGCGCAAGGAACGCAAGAACCGUAUGAAGAAGGUGCGCGGUACCAAGAAGGCCAAGGUCGGACAAGCCGCCAAGAAGUAAACAAAUGUAUGUUUAUGCUAAUUUGGGGAUUUUCUUACUUGGAUGGGAGCUGUUCAUUCCGUCGAAUGAGGAAAAUAUAUUGUAUGGUUUAAGAUA
This is a messenger RNA of Malaya genurostris, 616 nucleotides long. It is a transcript of the gene RpS24, whose product is annotated as small ribosomal subunit protein eS24. Gene Ontology annotation, molecular function: structural constituent of ribosome. The coding region runs from base 128 to 520 and encodes 130 amino acids. Gene Ontology annotation, cellular component: ribosome. The transcript has 2 exons. The record is from RefSeq and is a predicted model, not a curated record. Gene Ontology annotation, biological process: translation. Lineage: Eukaryota; Metazoa; Arthropoda; Insecta; Diptera; Culicidae.